This is a messenger RNA of Puccinia triticina, 1863 nucleotides long. RefSeq lists its product as uncharacterized. The record is from RefSeq and is a predicted model, not a curated record. The transcript has 4 exons. NCBI's taxonomy places the organism in Eukaryota, Fungi, Basidiomycota, Pucciniomycetes, Pucciniales, Pucciniaceae. Bases 1 to 1863 code for a protein of 620 amino acids.
AUGGACUCCCGCCGUGAGCUCAGCCCUGCGCUCGCUUGUUCACUCACGCAGAAGCAGGAUGAUGGGCUUUCGGGCCUUGACAUUCUGAGUUCUGUCGCCAAAGUGGAUUCCCUCAAGGAUAUCAGCUCAUUGGAAGAAUUAUCUCAAAACGAGCCCUCGGUGAUUGAAUUGCUUAAUCACUAUUCCAAACUGUCCGGGGACACCCCCGCGACUGCACAAGCCGCCCGGGACGUAGUGGUAGCAUGUCGCCAGUCACAAAUCCACACGAGGGCCGGCAAAUCUGAAACCCAAGGCCCCGGUUUCGAUAGGUUGAUCUAUCUCCUUGAUCGAUAUCUAGAUUAUUGUGGUUCUAUCAAACUCGCAGCCUUCCCGAUCGAUCACUUGAAAAUCAGUCUCUGGCUCAAGAAUGACGUGACCUUGACCACUAAUUCAACGCGUCUAAAGCCUUUGAAAAAAACGGUCCGCUGUUACGUGACUUCGUUGGAGUCGAUCCGCGUCAAAACGCUCCACCUUUUCAAAGGCAUCCACCUUCCAGUCCACCUGAUGAAAAGUAAAAUUAUCCUCGAAAUCCUGAAUGGUCUUUCAGUCGAAAGGGACAAUUUGGAAGAGCGUCUCGGUGGAAAUCACUGCCCCGCGCAACAAUCACUUGGUGCUGGGGAGUCUCAAUCAGGACGCGAUUUGUUGCUCAACGAAAUCCGCUCGAGGUCUGGAGAUGAGUGGGGCCAGCAGGCAAUGGAAAUCGUGAAGGCAUCCCGUGGCGGAGAGCAGAGCGAAAGCGGGGGCAAAGCACGAGGAAAGGCUGCUGAUCCACACAUACAUACGUUGUUAAGAUAUCGAAACUAUUGUUUUCUCAAUAAGAUCCCAAUGUGGCCAAUCGACUCACCCAGGGUGGCCUUGUGGCUCAAAGAAUCCGUUCUAGUUGGUGACCCACGCAACAAAAGCAAGAAAUCCACCGUUAGUUUCAGGACAGUCCAAGUAUACCUCUCCCGACUCGAAUACGCUAGACAUAAAACCGAGCAUUUGUUUAGUGCAUUCGCCAAUCACGGGGGUUCACUGUACAAAGCCACAGAAAUUGUCGAGAUUUUGAACGAUUUAAACAACCCUAAGAAGGCGCAGGUUGCCGUGAAAGAGAACGAAGAAGAUGAUUCGACACAGUCGGCUAUUCCAUCGUCAGAGGGCUAUGCACCGGUCUCACGCAGCUCCUCACAAGGCACGGAGGAAUCGCCGGCGACCGAAGAUCCAGCAGUCACCGAAGAUCCGCCGAUUUUCUCAGUCUUACCAAAACGCACGGGUCUGCCUUCACGCUUACCGUCACUACCUUCGUCACAUCCGUCCCAAAGCAAGAAGAGGAAGUUGUCUACGGCUCGCAAUUUCUCUUCACGAAAGGCUUUCAAGAUGGACAUCGAGAACUCGUCUGCAUUAAAGAUGUCUAACAAUGAGAGGGAAAUCCGCGCAGAGCCACGCGUUGCUCUUCGGGACACCAACGGGCGACGAACUGCAUCAUUCCGAGUGGAAGCCGGCCGCCAAAUACUGUCUCGCCUUGCGAAUGCUAACCCAGUGGCACCCGCAUCACCAACCGGCGGCAGCUUGAGCUUCCCCUCAAUAUCCGAAUGGUUUUCACCUCCACCUUCGCCGGCCAAGGGAAACAAAGGAUGUAUAUCGUUCAUAUUGUGCUCCGACGAAGAAUCCGAACGAAGUUACACCACUGCCACCACUUCCUACGAGAUCUCGACUCCACAUAGGACCCCAACUCGCCACGCUGCGAGCAAAGGGCUUCCCAUGACGCCGAGCAGAUUACUCGAUUCACCAUCUUGCCAUCGCUUCUGGACUAACCCCCUAAGCGGACUCAAUCCCUACAAAUGA